CCAUGUAAUACUUCCACCAUGGUACUGCCAGUAAAAACGGAACACAGCCUAUAAUGAACACGACUGUACAUACAAAGUGUAAGCAAGAAGAACAAAGCUAUUGACACAUAGUUGAAGGAAAAACAAAAGAUGAGAAGUAUUGAAAGUUCAAUUACAAAGCACAAGCCUUUUGCUUAAUGUAUUCAGUCUGUUGAAUUAAAAGAAUCAUUUGAUACAUGUUUAUAGUUAUAUACAUAUAUAAGCAGAAAGUACCCAUUUUGUGGUUAUAUUAUUACUAUCUGUUAUUACUUAUAAAUGACAAUGACAUGGUCAAACUAUCAACGUACCUUAGCCCUGCUUCAAAUAGUUACAGGCUCGUUUAAUACUUUAUCAGUUAAAUAUGCAGAUCAACAAGUUGUGCUUGGUGAAGAUGGACAACUUAGAUAUUUCAACCAUCCCUUUAUGCAAUCAUCAUUUAUGUUUUUUGGAGAGGCUCUUUGUUUUGUAGCAUUUAAAAUUUUCUACUAUUAUUAUAAUCGGCGAGGAGACGGUUCAGUAGAUAAUAAUGUACUCACCAAGGGUUCGAGAAUUUUCAAUCCUUUUAUUUUAUUAAUACCUGCAUUAUGUGAUAUGUUUGCAACGUCUAUAAUGUACAUUGGCCUGAACAUGACUUAUGCAAGUAGUUUUCAGAUGUUGCGUGGAUCAGUAAUUGUUUUUACAGGAUUGCUAUCUAUUGGAUUUCUUAAUAGAAAAUUGGGAGUAAGAGAAUGGACAGGCAUCGGUUUUGUUAUAAUAGGUUUAGCAUUUGUUGGUGUGAGCGACAUAUUAACUAUGGAAAAUAGUGAUAUCAGUAUAAAUUCCGUAAUCACUGGAGACUUGCUUAUAAUAUUUGCCCAGGUAAUAACAGCUGUUCAAAUGGUUGUCGAGGAGAAGUAUAUGGGACAGCAAGAUAUUCCUGCGUUACAAGCAAUUGGAUGGGAGGGUAUCUUUGGAUUUAUUGGUAUUUCUAUCAUUAUGAUCCCAUUCAAUUACAUUACUGCACCACCACCUUUUGCGGAUAAUUCACGUGGUACACUUGAAGCUACUGAAGAAGCUUUCAUUCAAAUAGGAAGCAAUAACAAAUUAUUGAUAGCUGUUAUCGGUAUAGCAUUUAGUAUUGCUUUUUUUAAUUUUGCUGGUAUUAGCGUUACUAAGGAAAUGAGUGCUACGACGAGAAUGAUCUUAGACAGUGUUCGUACAAUUGUGAUAUGGAUCUUUUCUUUAACAUUUCGAUGGCAAGCUUUCCAUUAUAUGCAGAUUGCAGGAGAAUGUAUAAUAUUUGCCGGGACCGAAAGUGAUAAACUAUAAUAUUCUGAUAAGAUUCUGUAUUAUAUGUAUAAUAAAAGAAACAAAAACGUACAUGUACUCACAAGUCCAAAUUAAUGACUAAGAGUGAGAAUAAUGAGUGCUUGCACACGAAGGGCGGGAAGCGAGCGAGAGAUGCGGAGAGCGCUACAAAAUAUUAACUUAAGACUAGUAACUUUCAAUGCUUGGAACUAUACGCACAGAUUAGGUUAAGUUUCUGAAUUAGUUUGCGUUCAUAAUUGCACCAAAAAAAAAAACAAACAAAAAAAGAACACGCAGAAUUUGUUAUAAUUAAUACUUGCACUAUUUAAGUGUACUUUGCUGAAAAAGGGCAAAUUAAAACCGAUUAAUUUGGAUUAAAAUCUAAUCUAUUUUAAUCUAUUGUAAUCCGUUUUAAUAGAUGUAAUCCAUUGCCUAGAUUGAAAGAUAAUACGUUUUAAUGCUGAAUGAAUUGUAAAUGUUUAUAAUACAUUAUACAACGAUUAGUUUUAAUUUGAAAUAAUUCUUUUCGAAUACAUAUUUUUGUUAAUUUAGAUGAAUCCGAAUAAGUAGCUGAAUAAGAAUCCGUUUGAAUCUGUGGCAGUUUCUAAUCAUAUUUAAUUACCAAAAUACGGAUCAAAUAUAAUCAGUAUAAAUGCUGUUGAAUAUAUUUACGAUUUAAUCCAUUGUAAUAAAAGGGAAAAAAUUAUUUAUUAAUACAAUGUAAUUAGCAAUAAGGGAAUGUAAAGAAAUUUAUUUUAAUUUUUAUUAUACGAACCAAAUACAUUAAAGAAUUACAUAUUAAUGAGUACAUACAAUUUAAUUAGCAUUUUAUAAAUAAACUUGUUUGUUCUUGGAAAAAAACAUAAAG
Solenopsis invicta (red fire ant) is the source of this 2173-nucleotide messenger RNA. It is a transcript of the gene Tango9, whose product is annotated as solute carrier family 35 member F6. Bases 295 to 1326 code for a protein of 343 amino acids. Gene Ontology annotation, cellular component: Golgi membrane; intracellular membrane-bounded organelle. Gene Ontology annotation, molecular function: pyrimidine nucleotide-sugar transmembrane transporter activity. Lineage: Eukaryota; Metazoa; Arthropoda; Insecta; Hymenoptera; Formicidae. The record is from RefSeq and is a predicted model, not a curated record. Gene Ontology annotation, biological process: pyrimidine nucleotide-sugar transmembrane transport. The transcript has 7 exons.